GAAUUUUUAUAUUUUAUUAUUAUAAUUGUGCAUAUAAUUUUCAUAUUCUUGAUAAAUAACGCAAACCCUUUUAAAUUAAAGAUGGCAAAUACAAUGACAAGUGUGGAUAAUUGUUCGAGAUAUAGAGAAACGACGCAUAGCUUGACAGUCGGUCACGAAGCGAUCGAUUUUGAAAGGAACGCCGUUCUUCAAAAAGACGGAAUAAAUCGAUCGUACUUCAACAUUAGGGAAUAAAACAAGACAAAGCAAAUGGAUACCUAAUACGAAAUACAUGAAAUCAGUGAUUAUACGUUUAUCAGUGGCAAUGAGGACGCGCAGAUCGAUCAAAGAAUUAGAAUAGUUCUUUCUCUCUUUCUCUCUCUUUCCCUUUAUAUCUUUACCUUUCUUCCUUUGCAUCUCUCUUUGAAAGAGAAUGAAAGUGUACUAGAAGAACGUGACAUCCAGUGCAUUACUCGUGAUUUCGUUUUCUUUUACGUGAUUCGUGUAUUACGUGUGCUUACGAACGCGUGUAUGUGCGUUUUCUAAUACGUGUAUGCGCCUCUGCGUGUGCAUGCGCGCGCGCGCGCGCGUGGUUCGGCGAUGUCAGAAGUUCAUCGUAUGAAAGCAAUUGUCGGUUUUGUUCGAUAAGAAUGGGGCUACUGGUGAUCGACCGACCGGACGGUUAGUGCUUUAAUGUUACAUUAUUUCACGUUACUACGAAUAUACGUGUAUUAAUCGUGAAUAUACGUGAUAUACACAACUUGUGUACGAAUACACACAGGCAUAUAGUUACUGCGUGUGCGUGGGUGGGUAUUGGAUAUAAUGUGGGUGUGGGUGUGCGUUCCUUGUACGUAUAGACGUACGCGUAUUUUGUGGUAACGUGUAAUGGCAUGGAAAUGAGGCGCGCGCGAGUGUCACGCCGAAAGAUACGCCUCUCGCCUGGAAAGCUACUUUGUGCUCCAAACUCGAAAGGAGAAUCCUCUCGCGAGUGGCCGCUCUUACCGGUUUAACCUCAUCGACAUCGAGAGUGCGUGUUUCUUGUGGUUUUGAUUCUAUUUAUCCAAGUUUCGGAUUCGUCUGUAAUUUCGCAUCCAAUUUUGAUCAGCAUGCGUUAACAUCAGGUUACCAAGAUUGUAAAGGGUUUCGUUCGUGAUUCACGACCUUCCCCAGAAUCUUUGGGUACUCGAAAGAAAAAUGCGCAACGAGUGGCUAAGAAACUUGUUCGCGACAGCAAUUUUCGCCCUUAUGGUACAUGGGCAAUUGAGAUCACCGCGUAUAACGGAACAUCCUUCGGAUAUAAUCGUGGCCAAGAAUGAACCGGUAACAUUGAAUUGCAAGGCGGAAGGUAAACCUCAACCCGUGAUUGAAUGGUAUAAGGACGGUGAACUGGUUCAAACAUCACCGGGAGAUGCAAAAUCUCAUCGUGUUCUUCUUCCUACGGGGUCUCUAUUUUUCUUAAGAGUAAUGCACGGGAAAAAGGAGCAGGACGGAGGAGUUUAUUGGUGCGUCGCGAGAAAUCAAGCAGGCUCCGUUCCAAGUCGAAACGCAACCCUAACUGUUGCAGUGUUGAGAGAUGAAUUUCGUGCAGAACCCCAAAACACAAGAGUUGCAGCCGGAGAGACUGCAUUAUUAGAGUGUGGUCCGCCCAGAGGUCAUCCAGAGCCAACAUUACAUUGGAAAAGAAAUGGUCACACGAUAGAUUUGGAAACUACUAAACGUAUCACUUUGGUUGAUGGAGGAAAUUUGAUGAUUUCGGAUGUUCGGCAAACGGAUCAAGGAAAAUAUCAAUGCGUUGCUGAGAACAUGGUAGGCGUGAAAGAAUCUGCCGUGGCAACAUUAACAGUUCACGUGAAACCAUUUUUCUUGUCAACUCCUGCGAAUCAAACGAUCUUAGCGGACCAGACUGCUGAAUUCGCCUGCCGCGUGGGCGGCGAUCCUCCGCCCGAGAUUCUUUGGCGACGAAACGACGGGAAAAUGCCAAUUGGACGAGCACAUAUUUUGGACGAUAAAAGUUUACGGAUCGAAAGAGUGACAUCACAGGAUCAAGGAACGUAUAUUUGCGAUGCUGAAAAUGGUGUCGGUGCCAUAUCAGCGAGUGCAACUUUGACAGUACAUUCGAGACCAGUAUUCAGCAGUUUUCCAAAAGACGAGAUAGUCAGCGUCGGAUCAAAUGUUUCGUUUUCCUGUGCGGCUCGUGGUGCACCAAAGCCUUCGAUCUUUUGGACUCGGGAAGGUUCUCAAGAAUUGAUGUUCCCUGGAAAUGAAUAUCAAAGUCGUUACAAAAUCACAGAUGAUGGAAGUUUGUAUAUAAAGGGUGUCCUUGGAAAAGACGAAGGACACUACGUCUGCAGCGCAAUCAGUCAAGCUGGUGCGAGCACAGCUACGGUUUUUCUUCAGGUUACAUCGGUUGAAGAAGUUCCACCACCUGUAAUCGAGAUCGGACCUACGAAUCAAACAUUGCCUCCGAAGAGUGAUAUUUCUAUGCCAUGUCGUGUAUUUGGACGACCUAUUCCAAAAAUCCGAUGGUAUAAAGAGGACGAACUUGUACGGAUCGGUAGCGAUAAUAAAUUUACAAUCGCUAGCAACGGCACUCUUUCUAUAAAAAAUCUUCAAUUAAGCGACAGUGGAAUAUAUAAAUGCGUUGCAUCUUCCGAAUCUGGGAAUACUUCAUGGAUAGCUAGUUUAACGAUUAGUCCCGGAGCAAAUUAUCAUAGCAUCAUACCAGAUGUAUCAGCACUUCCCGAAAGUCCAAGUAAACCAAGAAUAGUAAAUACUACUAGUAGUACGGUCACGCUCACUUGGAGUCCAGGACACGAAGGUGCUAGCAAGAUAAUCGAUUAUACAGUUGAAUAUUUUGCUACAAAUCCAAAGACCAGCUGGAUCGUCGCUGGAACAGAAAUAACAGAUGAUAUUUAUACUGUAACAAAUCUCACACCUGAUACGAGUUACGUAUUCCUUGUUCGUGCUCGAAAUAGUCAAGGUCUUUCUGUUCCUGGUCCAUUCUCGGACGUUGCACGUACUACAAAUCUUGAUCAACACGCGAUUCCUCAAACUGAAUUGAUUCGCGCAAGAGAUCGUCUCAACAGUGAGAUUCUUUACUUGAAGGAUGUUCAGCCUUUAAGUAGCACAAGUGUGAAAAUUGUUUGGGACAUACUUGGAGCAGCUGAUCUGGUUGAAGGAUUGUAUAUAAGAUACCGUGAAGUAUCCGAGAAACCGGAAUAUCGAAUGGUCACUGUGCUGAACGCCGGAGCAACUAGUUACGUGUUGACCAACCUAAACAAAUACACACGUUACGAGUUUUUUCUAGUUCCUUUUUUCAAGACUAUUGAAGGGAGGCCGAGCAAUGUAAAACUAGCGACUACACUAGAAGAUAUACCUUCUGGGGCGCCCGAAAAUGUUCAUGUCGGAAUGAUAAAUAUUACAUCAGCAUUCGUUCGUUGGUCUCCUCCACCGAAAAGCACACAAAACGGACAAUUACUAGGAUAUAAGAUUCAAAUCAAGAGCAAUAGUAGUAACAAGAUUUUGGGACAGAUGUCUUUAAAUGCAUCGACGACGUCAGUGAUUAUCAACAGUUUGACGACAGGUGGUCUUUAUACGGCACGUGUUGCCGGAUAUACUCGCGUGGGUCAAGGACCGUUUUCCAAUCCAACUAUUUUAAAUAUGGAUCCAGGACAAUUAACACAGUUGCCACCACGAACGGAUCCAAGUCAAAGAAAUGCUUCUGUUGUUAGUGAAACCUGGUUUUUGAUUUUAAUGAUAACAGUCGUGUUAACCGUUAUUGCCGCUUUAUUGGGCGCCGUUUACGUUAGACGAAGACAAGCGAUGAGUAAACAACUCGGUCAUUUGAACGUUCCUGUUGGUACAGCUAAUGACAUUUGUCAAUUGAAUAAAGAUACUCUGUGGCUGGAGCGUGGUUGGAGACCUACUAAUACUCUCCAAGCAUCCUCCACUGAUAAGGAUUGCGAAACGAAACUAUUGAGUAAUCAAAAUCAAAUUGGUCUCCCACCUGGAAUCGUUGGAAUGACUGGCUCAGAAUAUGCUGAAGUUAAUUUAACAACAUUUUACAAUACUCGAAAACAAUUGCAAGCGCCACCAGAACCAUACGCAACGACUACACUUUGCAUGCCUGCUCGUAGUCCAGAUUCGGUAGAAACCACUGGUCGAAAAUCGAAUUCGAGUGAUUCCUGUCUCAAGCCCGAUUAUUCCAGUUUAGAUUCAAAUUUAGAUAGAAACAAAUCAACCGUGUCUCCGAGCAGCGACAAUGCAAGUAGCGUUUAUAAUGCAGAUGAUAAUACCGAAGCACAAAGAAGAGCGGGUCAUCAAUAUAGAAUGCCGUUACCAAAUGAGAAUCAACCUCCAAAUUGGUGCGAUAUGCUACCACCACCACCAGAACAUCCACCCUCGUUCGAAGGAUCGCUCGGUUCCUCCAGAACACAUUCGCAUACGCAUCAUCAACACCAACAUCAAUAUCAAUACCAUCAUCACCAUCAUCCGCAUCAAAUUCAACAUCAAUAUCAGCAUCAGCAUCAUUAUCAGCAUCAACAGCAACAGCAACAACAACAACAAUAUCAACAUCAAACUGCAUUUAGUCCUCAUCUAGGGAAGAGAAGUAUUGAAAGGCAAAAUGAUUUAGAUCUAAUGGCGGGUGCAGGACUAGCUUUGGGAUUAGGUUUAAAUACGAGCUCGAAUUCAGGUUCUGGCUCUGGUUUAGGUUCUGGAAGUGCAGGCGGAGGUGGUGGAGGUGGUGGUGGCGGUGGUAGUGGUAGUGGCGGCGGUGGAUCUGGUUCCGGUUCUGGAUCGAGAAAUUCACAAAGUCCGCCUAGUCCACCAACUAGAGUAAUGAACAAUUUAGGAGGCUCGGAUACAAUUUGGAAUAGUUCGGGUCAACAAUCGCAAUCUUUCGAAAAUUCACAAAACAACGUUCAUCAGCAGAGUAGAUAUACGAGUUUGCCCCCACAAACGAAUCCACCAGCACUGCCUAUAUUUCCACAGUCAUUCGAUUGUUACGAAUCGUAUAAAGGAAAUCAAGAAAACGAAUAUGAAAGUGGUUCUCUUUUGUAUGGUCAACGAAAUGAUUCGCCAUUAGAAGAUUACGAUUCUACAUAUAGUCAUGUAAAUCGAGCGGAUUCUCGAUCGGAACGAUCGAUGGCAAAUGAAGAAAUCUAUCGACGAAACGAUGAAGAUAACUAUCCGACGGAAAAUCAUUAUCAGCCCGAGAAUGAUGAAUGGGAUAGAAAGUCUUGCGAUUCAAACGCACACUCGGAUAUUUGUUGUUCCUGUUCAGAAUCUAGUUGCCUCUAUGGGAACACAAUCGACUACAACGAUCAAUUCGCUUCGUCAUCAGUGAAUUGUCUUCAUGGUAAAACAGGAUCUCGAAAUAGAAAUGGCAGGAGCCCACGUAGAAGAAAUACUAGAACUGCAUCACCGACUUAUAGUAGCGGUGAUAGUAAUUAUUCCUGUAUUCCCCCGAGGCAAUCUGGAAGCGUUAGCUCGCAAGAAAGGUCGAGGCAUAACCGUGGAAAAGAUAAAGUGCCUAGCUUCUCGAGAAUCGGCGGCUAUCCUCAGCACAAUUCCUCAGCCUCGAAUACAGUCAGCAGUUCUGGAAGUCAAAGAUACAACAAAUUGAAUAACGUUUUUGUAGGUGGUGGAAAUUCGAAUGCUCCUAUAGAGUGUAGUCGGCCGGCCGACUUUCGUGAUGGCUAAUUUUAUGAAAUGGAAUCGAUCCCUGGUAAUAUUUACCAAUGUGAAAUAAUGUGAAACAAUUGACUUCGAUCGCAACGAAUCGUAGCCGUCUCGCGCGACAAUAUCGCGAACAGUCUUAAAGUACCUUUUGCGGGCUAAUUACGUCCUCAAUAUUUCCAAACAUUAAUAACUGUUAACCGUGAUAUUCCUUAACCCUUGUCGCGUUUUCCCUUUCUUUCUAUCUAUGAUACGCGAACUGCUUUCAUUUUAUCUUUUCCUCCCGGUGGAUCUAUUUAAUCUCAUUUGCAUAAGUUAUGAUAAUUAUUGAAAAGAAUAUAAUAGCGAUAUCAAUAACUUUGAAAUAUGUUGUUAAGAUUAACAUUUUGAAUAAGUUUUCUUUAUUCAUAUAAUCAUUGCUUGACCUUAG
This is a messenger RNA of Apis laboriosa (Himalayan honeybee), 6088 nucleotides long. Its product is annotated as roundabout homolog 2-like. Lineage: Eukaryota; Metazoa; Arthropoda; Insecta; Hymenoptera; Apidae. Gene Ontology annotation, biological process: axon guidance; cell-cell adhesion; axon midline choice point recognition. Gene Ontology annotation, molecular function: axon guidance receptor activity; protein binding. The transcript has 11 exons. The record is from RefSeq and is a predicted model, not a curated record. Gene Ontology annotation, cellular component: axon; plasma membrane. The coding region runs from base 1174 to 5682 and encodes 1502 amino acids.